UGAAGGCUCACACCAUAUGUGCCCCGUCCCUGUGCGCGCGUCUGUCGAGAGCCGGGUGCGAGAGGCGGCAGCGCGAGUGGGGACGGAGUCGAGCGGAGACCGAAGUCCGCGGGGAAACAGUGGGUCUGUGAGAAACCGAACCGAGGGCUGGGGCCGCGACUGCCGCUGACAGACGAUGGGGAAGAAACAGAAAAACAAGAGCGAAGACAGUGCCAAGGAUGACAUUGAUCUUGAUGCCUUGGCUGCAGAAAUUGAAGGAGCUGGUGCUGCCAAGGAACAGGAACCUCAAAAGUCAAAAGGGAAAAAGAAAAAAGAGAAAAAGAAGCAGGACUUUGAUGAAGAUGAUAUUCUAAAAGAACUAGAAGAAUUGUCUUUGGAAGCUCAAGGCAUCAAGGCUGACAGAGAAACUGUAACAGUGAAGCCAACAGAAAACAACGAAGAAGAAUUUGCAUCAAAACAAGAUAAAAAAAGGAAAGGACAGAAGAACAAAAAACCGAGUUUUGAUGAUGAUAGUGAAGAAUUGGAAGAUAAAGAGUCAAAAGCAAAGAAGAAUGUGAAACAAAAAAUAGAAAUAUACUCUGGGAGUGAUGAUGAUGAUGAUUUUAAUAAAAUUUCUAAGAAAGCUAAAGGGAAAGCUCAAAAAUCAAAUAAAAAGUGGGAUGGGUCAGAUGAGGAUGAGGAUAAUAGUAAGAAAAUUAAAGAGCGUUCCAGAGUAAAUUCUUCAGGUGAAAGUGGGGAUGAAUCAGAUGAAUUUUUACAGUCUAGAAAAGGGCAGAAAAAAAAUCAAAAAAACAAACCAGGUCCUAACGUAGAGAGUGGCAAUGAAGAUGAUGACUCCUCCUUCAAAAUUAAGACAGUGGCACAAAAGAAAGCAGAAAAGAAAGAGCGUGAAAGAAAAAAGAGAGAUGAAGAAAAGGCGAAACUACGGAAGCUGAAAGAAAAGGAAGAAUUAGAAACAGGUAAAAAAGACCAGAGUAAACAACGAGAACCUCAAAGGAAGUCUGAAGAGGAAGGUAUAAAAUCCAAAGUAACCCUUGAGACUGGCACUGUCUUUGAAGAGAAAGGAGAGACUCUGACAGCUAUAGAAGAUGACAAUGAAGGAGACAAAAAGAAAAAAGAUAAGAAGAAAAAGAAAACAGAAAAGGAAGAAAAAGAGAAAGAAAAGAAAAAAGGACCUAGCAAAGCCACUGUUAAAGCUAUGCAAGAAGCUCUGGCUAAACUUAAAGAAGAAGAAGAAAGACAGAAGAGAGAAGAAGAAGAACGGAUAAAGCGACUUGAAGAAUUAGAAGCCAAGCGUAAAGAAGAGGAACGAUUAGAACAAGAAAAAAGAGAAAGGAAAAAGCAAAAAGAAAAGGAAAGAAAAGAACGUUUGAAAAAAGAAGGGAAACUUUUAACUAAAUCCCAGAGAGAAGCCAGAGCUCGAGCUGAAGCUACCCUUAAACUUCUACAGGCUCAAGGUGUUGAAGUGCCAUCAAAAGACUCUUUGCCAAAAAAAAGGCCAAUUUAUGAAGAUAAAAAGAAGAAAAAAACACCUCAGCAGCUAGAAAAUAAAGAAGUGUCUGAAGCAGUGGAAUUGAAUUCUGUUGUAGAAGUUAUAGAACAAGGAGUACCAGAAAAAGAAGAGACACCAACCCCUGUUGAACCAGAAGAAGAAGAAGAAACUGAGGAUGCUGGAUUGGAUGAUUGGGAAGCUAUGGCCAGUGAUGAGGAAAGAGAAAAAGAAGGAAACACAGUCCAUAUAGAAGUAAAAGAAAACCCUGAGGAGGAGGAGGAAGAAGAGGAAGAUGAGGAGGAAGAAGAAGAGAGUGAAGAAGAAGAGGAAGAAGAAGGAGAAAGUGAAGGCAGUGAAGGUGAUGAGGAAGAUGAAAAGAUGUCAGAUGAAAAAGAUUCAGGAAAGACAUUAGAUAAAAAGCCAAGUAAAGAAAUUAGCUCAGACUCUGAAUAUGACUCUGAUGAUGAUCGAACUAAAGAAGAAAGGGCUUAUGACAAAGCAAAACGGAGAAUUGAGAAACGUCGUCUUGAACAUAGCAAAAAUGUUAAUACAGAAAAGCUAAGAGCUCCUAUAAUUUGUGUGCUUGGUCAUGUGGACACAGGGAAGACAAAAAUUCUAGAUAAGCUCCGUCACACUCAUGUCCAGGAUGGUGAAGCGGGUGGUAUCACACAGCAAAUUGGUGCCACUAAUGUCCCCCUUGAAGCUAUUAAUGAACAGACUAAAAUGAUUAAAAAUUUUGACAGAGAAAAUGUACGGAUUCCAGGAAUGCUGAUUAUUGAUACUCCUGGGCAUGAAUCUUUCAGUAAUUUGAGAAACAGAGGAAGCUCUCUUUGUGAUAUUGCCAUUUUAGUUGUUGACAUUAUGCAUGGUUUGGAGCCUCAGACAAUUGAAUCUAUCAACCUUCUCAAAUCUAAAAAAUGUCCAUUCAUUGUUGCUCUAAAUAAGAUUGAUAGAUUGUAUGAUUGGAAAAAGAGUCCUGACUCUGAUGUGGCUGCUACAUUAAAGAAGCAGAAAAAAAAUACAAAAGAUGAAUUUGAGGAGCGUGCAAAGGCCAUUAUUGUAGAAUUUGCACAACAGGGUUUGAAUGCUGCUUUGUUUUAUGAGAAUAAAGAUCCUCGCACUUUUGUGUCUUUGGUACCUACCUCUGCACAUACUGGUGAUGGCAUGGGAAGUCUGAUCUACCUUCUUGUCGAAUUAACUCAGACCAUGUUGAGCAAGAGACUUGCCCACUGCGAAGAGUUGAGAGCACAGGUGAUGGAGGUUAAAGCUCUCCCAGGAAUGGGCACCACUAUAGAUGUCAUAUUGAUCAACGGGCGUUUGAAGGAAGGAGAUACAAUCAUUGUUCCUGGUGUGGAAGGGCCUAUUGUCACUCAGAUUCGAGGUCUACUGCUACCUCCUCCUAUGAAGGAAUUAAGAGUAAAGAACCAGUAUGAAAAGCAUAAAGAAGUAGAAGCAGCUCAGGGGGUGAAGAUUCUUGGAAAAGACCUGGAAAAAACACUGGCUGGUUUACCUCUCCUGGUGGCUUAUAAAGAAGAUGAAAUCCCUGUGCUCAAAGAUGAACUGAUUCAUGAGCUAAAGCAGACACUAAAUGCUAUCAAAUUGGAAGAAAAAGGAGUGUAUGUCCAAGCAUCUACACUAGGCUCUUUAGAAGCUCUACUUGAAUUUCUGAAGACAUCAGAAGUACCCUAUGCAGGAAUUAACAUUGGCCCAGUCCAUAAAAAAGACGUUAUGAAGGCUUCAGUAAUGUUGGAACACGAUCCUCAGUAUGCAGUAAUUUUGGCCUUUGAUGUAAGAAUCGAACGGGAUGCACAAGAAAUGGCUGAUAGUUUAGGAGUUAGAAUUUUUAGUGCAGAAAUUAUUUAUCAUUUAUUUGAUGCCUUUACAAAAUAUAGACAAGACUACAAGAAACAAAAACAAGAAGAAUUUAAGCACAUAGCAGUAUUUCCCUGCAAGAUGAAAAUCCUCCCUCAGUAUAUUUUCAAUUCUCGAGACCCAAUAGUGAUGGGGGUGACUGUAGAAGCUGGCCAGGUGAAACAAGGGACACCUAUGUGUGUUCCGAGCAGAAAUUUUGUUGACAUUGGAAUAGUAACAAGUAUUGAAAUAAAUCAUAAACAAGUGGAUGUUGCAAAAAAAGGACAAGAAGUCUGUGUCAAAAUAGAACCUAUCCCUGGUGAAUCUCCCAAAAUGUUUGGGAGACAUUUUGAAGCUACAGAUAUUCUCGUCAGCAAGAUCAGCCGGCAAUCCAUUGAUGCACUCAAAGACUGGUUCAGAGAUGAAAUGCAGAAGAGUGACUGGCAGCUUAUUGUGGAGCUGAAGAAAGUAUUUGAAAUCAUCUAAUUUUUCCACAUGGGACAGGAAUUGGAGUAAAUUCAAUAUUAUGUUGUAUUAUCACCAACAAGCCAAGAAAACAAAAAGGAACAUAAGUAUCUGGACACUGAUGAACUUAGGUGUAUAAAAUGUUUUCCAUGAGAAACCAAGAAACUUACACUGGUUUGACAGUGGUCAGUUAAUGCGUCCCCACAGUUCCAGCGUGCCUGUUCACUCAUCCCUUGCCCUAACCUUCCCUACUUGGCUGCUGUUUUGAAGUUUGCCCUUCCCCAAAUUGGGAUUUUUACUACAAAUCUAAAAGCUCUUUCAAUUUUAUACUGAUUAAAUCAGUCCUGCAGUAUUUGAUUAACCAAGCUUCUGCAGAUUUUGUGAUUCUUGGGACUUCUUUGACGUAACAAACACGUCUUUAUGCAUAUUCCCAGUGAUUUUUUCAGCAUUCUUCUGCCAUAUGCCCUUAGCGAUUUUUUAAAAAUAGCAAAUAAGACAUUCUGGUAUUUCUUUAUCUGCUUUGUGUGAAACCAUGGUGUAAAACAUAGCUGGCUGCUUUUUAUUGCUUGUGUAGUCUUGAGAGUUGGUUGUAAUCCAAUUCCAAAAACCCAAUAAAGAAAACAGUCAUUGCAAUAACAGUAAGCUCUGUUAGGCUUCCAUGUUAGUAUAGCUUAUUGGCCUCAAAACAGCUCAGUGUUCUCAGGAUGAGGAUUUUAUCAAUCAUCAUACUUCUCUUCUGUGUGAUGAGCGUGUGUGUGUUAGAACCAUAGAUUGUACUCAGGGCUUCAAGCUCUCACUUGGCUUGCUUAUUACUUGAGCCAUGCCUCUAGUUUGGCACUGUUAGUUAAUUGCAGUCAGAAUCUUGAAUUUUUUUUUUUCAUCUGGGCUGACUUCAAACCUCAGAUCUUUAGAUGCCAGUUUCCUGAACACCUAGGAUUACAGGUUUGAGCCAAUGGUACCUGACCUAAAGGAUCUUGAUUGGUUUUAUCCUAGAAAAUCCCAUCCAUUUAGAAGUUUUCACAGCUGUUUCAGUUAUUUUGAAGCUUGUAUUGCUGCCCUGAGAAGGGGUCCACACUCCUUUUACUAGGAAACCUGUUGGAUAGACCUAGAGAUAGCUGCAGUCACUGUGUAUUGUUUGAGGAAAGUGAUUUUAAUUAUUCACUAACAUAGAAUUCUAAGUUUUAAUGAUAAAUAAUGAUAAAUUAAUCUGUGUUAUGGGAAAAUAACCUAAUAGGUUCAAGAGAUAGUCUCUAUUUUCCCAGGAAAACCAUGAAAGAAGGAAACAGCAUUUAGAAGCUUUACCCUUUAUUCCAACAAGUAGAUUCUUGUUACAGGACCUCAGCAAUUU
Molecule: messenger RNA, 5156 nt
Organism: Dipodomys spectabilis (banner-tailed kangaroo rat)
Lineage: Eukaryota; Metazoa; Chordata; Mammalia; Rodentia; Heteromyidae
Gene: Eif5b
Product: eukaryotic translation initiation factor 5B
Exons: 24
Coding region: 176-3829 (1217 amino acids)
Molecular function (GO): GTPase activity; GTP binding; translation initiation factor activity
Source: RefSeq, a predicted model, not a curated record